UUCUGCUCCUGAAACACACGCCAGCGGAGCGAGGCUGUACCUGCGCCCAUCAGCCGUAGGGGCACAUCAGGAUUUUAACACCGCCUUGAAACAGCAGUACCACGCACUUUAAAGACUAAGCCUUCACUUCUGAGCAAUUACAGGAGCAAGGAUAAAAUAACUAAGAUAAAAGAAGACCGGCGUCAUAUAGCGCACCUGAAAGUUUCUGAUUCCUCGAGAAAACAGUUUCAACAGCUCCUCACAGGGUAUUUUAUGGGAAUUGGAUUGCGGGCACAGUCCACCUAAGAAGUGCAGGUAAACUAUGACCUCCUUGUUUUUGCUGUGUGCGUGUCUGCGUGUCAUCGCAGCGACGAUAUACUAUGAGGAAUUGUCAGGAACGGACUUCGAGAGCCCGCUGAGUGUGAGCAUUCCUCUAGAGCGGCCACUGCGCCCCCUGCUGGGGGGAAAGCUGGUCGUGCCAUGCUACUUUCAGGACAACACUGUCCACGAUCCCGGCGCACCCACCAUCACCCCUCUGUCCCACCGCAUCAAGUGGAGCCGUGUGACCAAGGACAAAGUGACAGACAUCCUGGUGGCCAUGGAGGGCAAAGUGCAGAUUCAGUCAACGUAUUUAGACAGAGUCACCAUGGUCCACUACCCCACAGUGCCUACCGACGCCUCCAUUGAGAUCACGGAGCUACACGCGAAUGAUUCCGGCACCUACCGCUGCGAGGUCAUGCAUGGAAUUGAGGACAACAAUGAUAAUGUUGAGAUCCAGGUGCAGGGAAUCGUGUUCCACUACCGCGCCAUCUCCACCCGCUACACGCUGACCUUCGAGAAGGCCAAGGCUGCUUGUAUCCAGAACAGUGCCGUGAUCGCCAGCCCAGAGCAGCUCCAAGCCGCCUACGACGAUGGCUUCCACCAGUGUGACGCUGGCUGGCUGUCCGACCAGACUGUCCGGUACCCUAUUCAUGAGCCGCGAGAACGUUGCUAUGGUGACAAGGAUGAAUUCCCCGGGGUCCGAACGUAUGGAGUGAGGGACGUCAAUGAAACCUACGAUGUGUACUGUUUCGCAGAAAAGAUGUCAGGCAGAGUUUUCUACUCCUUCUCUCCGGAUAAAUUCACCUUUACUGAGGCGGAGGAGCAGUGUGUGAAACUGGGGGCUCAAUUGGCCACAACCGGCCAGCUGUACUUAGCCUGGAAGGCAGGCAUGGACGUGUGCAAUGCAGGCUGGCUGUCAGACAGGAGUGUCCGGUACCCUAUUAACAUCGCCAGGCCACAGUGUGGAGGGGGACUUCUUGGGGUGCGCACGGUAUACCUCCAUCCGAACCAGACUGGCUACCCCAACCCAGAGUCCCGCUAUGACGCAAUCUGCUACGAAGACGAAGAGGAGGGUUCGGCCAUGACUAUGACAUUUCCAGACCUGCAGACCGCCACCGAGGCAGGCAGUAGCUUUGUCAGCAUGGCCACUGUCACCGAAGGCCCUGAGGUUUUCCUCAGGAACGCCACCAGAGAAAGCGAGCUGAUGGGCGUGGUGGCGACGCAGGAGCCAGUGAACAUCACGGGCACGGAGGGAUUGGAGACAGUCACAGUGGAUCUCGUUGGCGCCGGUGACAAUGUUACCGAGUUGCCCCUGUCCCCACCUCCGAGCUUCACUGAGGACUACCUGAACAUCACCGACAUUGAAGAGGAGAUCAUCGGUCAAGCGACUGCUGUGCCUGGGCUAGAGGGAAAGAUUACUCCUGAAAAUCACACUAAGUCUGUGCCUUCUGUCACCGGUGUUGUGUUCCACUACCGCGCCGGCUCCAGUCGCUACGCCUUCACCUUUGUGGAAGCCCAGCUAGCGUGCCAGAGCAUCGGCGCCGUCAUCGCCAGCCCCGAGCAGCUCCAAGCCGCCUUUGAGGGCGGCUUCCACCAGUGCGACGCCGGCUGGCUCCUCGACCAGUCCGUCAGGUACCCGAUCGUUUUCCCACGGGAAAAAUGUUCGGGAGACUUGAAUCAGGUGCCUGGCGUCAGAAGCUACGGCCUGCGGCCCGCUGGUGAGCGGUACGAUGUGUACUGCUACACUGACAGCCCCAAAGGAGAGGUGUUCCAUGUCAGUUCGAGCGAGGGCUUUACCUACGAUGAGGCGGUGAGCCACUGCCUGGAGCUGGAAGCCGCUCUGGCCUCCACGGCUGAUCUGCACGCUGCCUGGCAGCAAGGCUUUGACAAGUGUCGCCCAGGCUGGCUGAGUGACCGCAGCGUCCGUUACCCCAUCACCAAGCCGACGCUUCAGUGUGGGGGAGGGAAAGCGGGGGUCCACACUGUCUAUAGCUUCCCCAGUCAGACAAGCUACCCAGACCUGUACUCCAAAUAUGAUGCCUACUGCUUACGGGUUGAUCUAAUGGCACUUAAUGAAACCAAAUGGAACAUUACGGGGAUUGAAGAGGAUCUGAUCAAUAUUACAUCCAUAACUGAUCUCCGAAAGCCCGUGAGCCCCUCAAUAGCUCCUCCUAUCUCUGUUGAUAUCUCUGGCUUCGGUUCUACGGACCUGCCUUCUGGCACCAGUGGCAGUGGCAUGUUGUCUGGCACUAUAUCAGGUCUGGGUGAAGACGUUUCUGGAUCUGGCCUCAGUGGAGAUGGGUUUGACGUUCGGGUUACUCUCCAGGGAAGCGGCGAGAUGUUGUCCGGAGAGGGAUCUGCAUCUGGGAAGCUCCAGGAGGCUGGAGAAGGAAGUACUGGGAUCCUCACAUUCCCAUCUGGGAUGGGACCAGGAGACUUCAGUGGAUUUCCUCCAGGAUUCAGCGGGGACCGGUCAGAAUCAGGCAGUGCUUCAGGAUUCAUUCCUGAAGAUGGCAGCACUGCAAUAUUUAGUGGUUCAGGAGAGAGUGGAGACUUCUCUGAUGUGGCAUCUGGGUCAGGUGCAAGUGGGGACUUCUCUGGAUACAGUGGGAUACCAUCUGGAUUUUUACAAUCUGGGGACAUUAGUGGUUUCUCUGGAGACCUUGAUGGUAGUGGGGAUUCCAUAAUUAUUCUGCUAGAUGGCAGUAUGGCAGAUAUAUCCAAAUCCCGGACCUCUACAGAAGAGGGUAGAGGGCAGGUGGAAUUCAGUGGUUCGGGAGAUAUGUCAGGAUUCGGAUUGAGCGGCUUCUUCAGUGGGGAUGUCACUGGCCUUGGAUCUGGACUCAGUGGCUCGGCAUCUGGAAGUGGCUUUGAAUUCCCUGAAGUGACCUUUUUGGACUCUGACAUCAUUCAAGUGAUAAAGAAACCAGUAGAAGGACAAGAAGCUUCUGGAAUUUUGGACUUUUGGAAUUCUGCCGACAUGAGUGGAUUUCAUUCUGAGGAUGUUUACGAUUAUUCUUCUGGGGCUUCUGGCAUUCCAGAAAUGAGUGGGAUUUCAGGUCUCCCAGAAAUGAGUGGGGCUUCUGGUCUUCCUGAUGUGAGUGAGAUUUCAGGUCUCCCAGAAAUGAGUGGGGCUUCUGGUCUUCCUGAUGUGAGUGAGAUUUCAGGUCUCCCAGAAAUCAGUGGGGCUUCUGGUCUUCCUGAUGUAAGUGAGAUUUCAGGUCUCCCUGAAAUGAGUGGGGCUUCUGGUCUUCCAGAUGCGCCCAGUGCUUCCGGCCUACCAUCAGGAGAGAUCUCAGGUGCAUCUGCGAAUGGGGAUGUUGUUCUUCUUACAGAGGAGGAGAUGGUUGAGAUUUCCAUAAUCCCCAAGAUUAGCCAGGAGCUCGGCAAGGGGCCGGUGGAGAUCAGUGGCGCAGGUAGUGGAUCUGUGUUUAUAUCUGGGAGCGGAGACCAGGUUGGUUCUACAAGCGAAGUCACAUCGGGAGCCUUCUCAGGAGCAACUCCCCAUGAUCACGCAUCGCUGAUCCAUUUCUCUGAGCCUGGGGAGCAGGAACUCAAAAGCACAUUUAUGGAUGAAAAUCCACAGGAAUCUCGUUCAGAGUUGGUGGAAUUUAUUAGCAAAUACUACGCCACUGCUCUGGUUCCCAGUGCUGCUCCCACGUCACCAACCGUCUCUCUACCAAUCCCAGAAGUAAUGCAGGAGCCUGCAUUUGCAGAUGCUUUCAUCGACCCGUGUGACCCAAACCCAUGUGGGCCUGGUUCGUGUUCGGUACGAGGUGACAUUGCCCACUGCCAGUGCCCUCCGGGUGUCACUGGAGAUGCCUGCCAGCUGGACGUCCACAGCUGCGAGGAGGGCUGGGUGAAGUUCCAGGGCAGCUGUUACCUGUACUUCCUUGAACGUACGCCUUGGCAGGACGCAGAGACCCGCUGCCAGGGCCUCAAUUCGCACCUGGUCAGCAUCCUCACUCCAGAGGAGCAGGACUUUGUCAACUCCAACACACAGGAUUAUCAGUGGAUUGGACUCAGUGACAAGGCCGUAGAGAACGACUUCCGCUGGACAGACGGCAGCCCGAUGCAAUAUGAGAAUUGGAAGUCAAACCAGCCGGACAAUUACUUUAACUCGGGUGAGGACUGCGUGGUAAUGAUCUGGCAUGAAAACGGCCAGUGGAACGACGUGCCGUGCAACUACCACCUACCAUUCACGUGCAAGAGAGGUCCCGCCUUUUGCGGCACCCCUCCUGAGGUGAAAAAUGCCAGAACAUUCGGGAAGAAGAGGGACCGCUACGAGGUCUACUCGGUGAUCCGUUACCAGUGUGAAGCCGGCUUCGUACAGCGCCACCUGCCUGUGGUUCGCUGCCUGGAGGACGGGCAGUGGGAGAAGCCGCGGGUGGAGUGCAUAGGGCCGACGGGCAGCAGCAGUGGGCAAAGUCUACGGAAAAGGUCCGUCAGGACCCAAUCAGAAUCAGCCAGCAGCACAUCCUGGGGAAAACUCCGCUAAGCAGGGGAGGAGAGAGGUUUAAAAAGAUCAGUUUAAAAAGAACAAUUAUAUAAGAGUCAUUUUCUGAAAACAAAGAGAUUAUAACAUAAGAGUGCCCACCUUGUAUAUACAAACACCGAAACAAGUUAGACAUAAUUGUGUAGUCCAUUUGGGUUUCUGAUUGUCAUUCUUUGCGGAUAAAAAAGUGAUGAUUUUAAUUUGGUUUUCUUCUUCUUACACCUGACACACAAAAACACCUGUAACUCCUUCUUUCGUUAUUUGGAUUUUAUUCUGAGUGUAGUAGAUUGACCACAGAGCUUUGGAAAAUCGUAGGACGGGUGUGUCCUGGAUCUCGUAACCGCCGAGUGCCUCUCGCCAACGCUAUUCCGGAACGCCAUUUUUUCGGAACGAAGCCUUUCAUGUUGACGUUCACGUAACAGCCGCCUCCCUCGGCCCGUACCGUCUGUGGUUACCAGACUAGCUGGCGCUUGGUAGUGGAUCACCACCAACAGGAGACCAGACUUCCCAGUCCACGCGGAAGAGCAGGGAGAAGGAGGACAAGAGAAUCUGGGAAUCUGAAGGUGUGUGUCGAACACCUGCUGGCUCAACCUGGGAACAGGAAGGGAGAAAUUUUAGGAAUUAUAAUAUUAUAUGUACUAAAUUAAGGCUUGGCAACAGAACAAUGUUUUUGGGAACCGGGGUGGGGAGGGAAAUGGGGCAGUAGAUUCAGCACCUUCUACAAGCUUGUUUUAUGUUAGCCUUCACUGGAACAACUUGUAAGUCCUGUCUGACAGUGAUAAAGGGCAUGGAAGGGACACAGCCGAUUAAUCUCAGCCUUCAGGGAUCCACUCUCCUCAGUCCUCAGGCUUUCUGGGGGCAGGUAGGUCUGGAAAUGUGAACACUGAAUUAUUUAUUAAUUAGUCCCAGUGCCAGGGUGUGAUUGGCACAAGGGCCGAUGGCGCCCUGCACUCUGCCGACCUGGCAUGCCCCACUGCCCGUCUCUCACCCAAAGGUAGACCAUUAACAUGUUCUUUGUCUUUAUUUCCAUGUUUUUCGGAGUGGGAUGCUUCCCUUCCCAUUGUUAUUUGUUAGACCCCCCGUUUUUACUU
Paramormyrops kingsleyae is the source of this 5886-nucleotide messenger RNA. RefSeq names its product aggrecan b (gene acanb). NCBI's taxonomy places the organism in Eukaryota, Metazoa, Chordata, Actinopteri, Osteoglossiformes, Mormyridae. Gene Ontology annotation, biological process: skeletal system development; cell adhesion; positive regulation of neuroblast proliferation. Gene Ontology annotation, cellular component: synapse; perineuronal net. The record is from RefSeq and is a predicted model, not a curated record. Gene Ontology annotation, molecular function: hyaluronic acid binding.